Lactuca saligna is the source of this 327-nucleotide messenger RNA. NCBI's taxonomy places the organism in Eukaryota, Viridiplantae, Streptophyta, Magnoliopsida, Asterales, Asteraceae. The record is from the annotation of a GenBank genome assembly.
AUGGUUCAGCAGCAUCCUCCUGUUUCAUCUUUGAGUAGCAGAAUCAUGUUUCCACAAAGUGGUGUCAAAAGUACUGAUGGUGAUAAUGGAAAUGGUGGGGAGGGUGGUGGCAUGGGCACAAGAGUCUUUUCACCUUCUGUUGUUCCUGGCAUUCAGUGGAGACCUGGUAGUUCCUUCCAAACUCAACAUGAAGGGGGACUCUUCCGUGGAAGAACUGAAACAGCACCAGAUCAAAGAGAGAAAUUUCUACAGAGAUUUCAACAAGUACAACAAGGAAGCAGCACCCUUCUUGGUAUGCCUCCUAUUUCUGGAGGAACAAGUCAAUGA